Messenger RNA from Penicillium argentinense, 2811 nucleotides. Its product is annotated as transcription factor domain-containing protein. Bases 1 to 2811 code for a protein of 936 amino acids. Gene Ontology annotation, biological process: regulation of DNA-templated transcription; DNA-templated transcription. Lineage: Eukaryota; Fungi; Ascomycota; Eurotiomycetes; Eurotiales; Aspergillaceae. The transcript has 8 exons. The record is from RefSeq and is a predicted model, not a curated record. Gene Ontology annotation, molecular function: DNA-binding transcription factor activity, RNA polymerase II-specific; zinc ion binding; DNA binding.
AUGUCGCCAGAACCGGAAAAGAGCAAGAAGGCUCCUCGGAAGCAUGUCACCACUGCAUGUGCACCCUGCCGGGAGAGCAAGAUCCGAUGCGACGGGUCGAUGCCACAUUGCCAGAAUUGCCAGCGCAAGGGCAAAGACUGUAAAUACCAUCAUGGCGAUGAUAAGCGAAAGGUAUCUCUUCGAGCUUCUACAGAGCUCUUUUCCGCCAGGAUUGAUCAGCUUUGUCAAUUUAUAUAUGACCAAGGAUUAUUGCCCCCAGCCAUGGACCCCGAGGACGAGGCAGGUAUCAAUAGGGUAUUGGAUACCCUACAAAUCCCACGUGGAGCUGCCAGAAUGACUAGCCUGUCUAUGGGCGAUCAAAACAUGACAAAGAAAACUGCUACCCCAGCAGACACGGGGCCGUCGCCUGUCCAGAGUCCACCAAUCAUCACCCCACCUGGCCAAGCUCAAGGAUCGGUCGAAGGAGCCCCUGCGAGCACAACCCCUUCGCAGGGUGGUGUUACUGGAAGCCAGCAAAAUGGAAUGCCACCCUCCGCAGAUCCUUGGAAUCCAUACGGAAUGGUUCGCGGUGCGCCUGACAACCAAAACUUUGUCCAUUGGGGUUUCACACUUCCCACGGCAGAAAGCUUGGAUACGAUUUAUGCCAAUCUGAACGGAGGAGCCGGGGCGAUGCCCAAUACAGGGCUAAGCCCGGACACCUUUCAAAUCGGCAUGGACAUGGCUCAGCAGCCUGGAGUUUUACUCGGCCAGGUAUCGAAUUACAACCAAGAUCACGAUUCCGACAGCGAUGAGGAGAACCCAGCUGAAAGUGACGUGAUCGAACAGCUGUCAAACCGAAUCGGGACUUUGAAGAUCGCCGGGGAUGGCCAUCUUCGAUUUUACGGUGCUACGUCCAAUCUCAACUUGGUGGAUGUUUCUGCAACGCAACAGCGGCAGCGACCCGAUGCACGAACCGUCCGUCACGAUGGGCAAGAUAUUCUCAACCAUCUCCGUGUUGGGCAGCCUGUUGAUCAGGCACUGGAAGACCAUCUGGUCGAACUAUUUUUCACUUGGCAGAAUCCUAGUAUCUGCGUGGUGGAUAAGGCGAUGUACAUGACUGCACGACUGAAAUGGCGUAACGAGUACGACGACACACCAUUCUAUUCAGAAGUCCUCACAAAUGCUAUGUGCGCAAUCGGAAGUGCUUUUGAAGCACGAUAUCACCCUACAUUCAUUACUUUCCCUAAAUCUCUGGCAGAAUUUUUUGCAGAUAGAGCCAAAGCCCUUUUGGAGAUUGAACUGGACACACCUUGUGUUGCGACCGUUCAGGCACUCGUUCUUUUGAGUUGCCAUGAAGGUGCAUCGAAUCGUGAUGCACGUGGCUGGCUUUAUAGUGGAAUGUCGAUGCGACUUGCAUUCGACCUUGGACUGCACUUAGAUAUGACUUCCUAUGUCAGCAAUGGUGACAUGAGCUCUCAUGAAGCCGAUGUGCGAAGGACGGCCUUCUGGGGGAGCUAUGUUGCGGAUCACUUUUGGGGAUUCUAUUUGGGCAGGCCCUUCCGUAUGAAUGCUGGGGAUAUCACUGUCCCCAAACCCGCUUCUACCAUUGGCGCUGAUAAAGAUGCGAUUUGGCGUCCAUACGGGAUUCCUAAUACCCCACAUUCUCUUGAGAAUGGCCUGAAAGACUCCACUGAGUUGAUUUGUCGCCAAUUCGUCGUACUUUGGGAGAUGAUCUCACCUGUUGGUCAUAUUUUAUACGGAUGCUCGGAUAUAUCGCGGCACGAUCUACAAAGAAUCACAUUUCAAGUCACGGAGGACCUUUUCUCAUGGAAGGCUAAUCUGCCUUCGACUUUGGAGCUUGAUCUCGAUGAUGAAAAUACCCCGAAGACCCCUCAUUUGUUGAUACUCCAUAUGCAAUACCAUCAAAUCGUCAUCUUCUUCCACCGCCCUUGGGUAUCCAAGAAUUAUAUCCAACCGCGCAGUCCCCGCCAAGGACCCGGAUAUCAUCAUGCUCGCAGAAUGUGUGUUGAGUCUGCAACGGCAAUUGCAAGACUUCUUCACAUCUACGAGAAGCACUACUCAUUCCGACGGAUGAACAAUCAAGUAGUGGCGAUGAUCUUCAGUGCAGCGCUGAUGUUGCUUUUCGUCACAGUAUCCAGCUCUCCGCUCAUGCCAAGCAAGCCCGGCGAAAUCAGCCAGCCGCACCCGCGUAAUGCGGAAAUGGUUGCGUAUCUGAACCUCUGCUUCCGAGCACUCGAUGAGCUGGGUCAAUCGUUCGAGAAUGCUAAGCGCACUCGCGAUUUUCUCGUGGCCCUGCAACGACGCUGGCAAGCACACAUGCGCCGGUCCGGACCGGCUUCUAAGCGACAGAUUAGCAGCGCAAAUCUGUCAUCUAUUGCAUCCCAGCAAGCUUCCUCUCACAAGUAUAAUCACGCUAGCCAAGCAUCAGACCCUUUGCGCAAGAAGUUUCGUCUUUCUCAGGUCGAGAAUUCUCAGGCUAAACAUCAUUCGACGGCUGCUCCACCUUCUGCUGUAAAUCCAACAUUCCAACCCUCACAACAAUUUCCGUCCCAGGAAGACUCGUCUUCCUAUGAUCCGCAACAACAGUCAUUUACUGUGCCAUCUUCGAACGAACUUGAUUGGAUUCGCAACUCUGAUCUCAACCUACUCGGAGAAACCCACGGGGUAAAUGGCGACAUGGAUACGAUGAAUGAUUUGACUGCGCCGCAGUUUUCAAAUGAUCCCGGCAUGCUUCCAGGCCUCGGGGAUCUCGAAGGCUGGUGGUCCCCCAGCGGUGGUAAUUCGGCUGGCUUGGGAGGACCGAACCUGUAG